AUGGGUUUCCAAUUCAAGGACUUUUUGAAACAAUGGCCCAUCAAGAAGGUUCUCAGUGCAAGAGAUGUUUCCUAUAGUCAAAUUGUACUGCCCAGAAACCAAGUGGAAAAGCACAUCCUGCCUCUCUUACUUCCUGAGGAACAGAACUUAAUUAACCGUCACGAACAGUUACAGAUUACAGUGAGAGACCUUGAUACAAUGUGUGAGCACCAAUUGAAUUUAUGGGAGAAUGGGAGUUCUUAUGUCCUUACUAAAGGGUGGAAUACUGCCUUUGUAAGGCGUAGAGGACUAGAAAUUGGUGAAGAAGUUGGAUUUUGCUGGGAUGAGAGGCUUCAGGAGCUGCGCUUUUCAGUGUUGAACCGUCCACCUAUACCCCAUGAUGAAUAG
Messenger RNA from Telopea speciosissima, 387 nucleotides. RefSeq names its product B3 domain-containing protein At2g33720-like. The coding region runs from base 1 to 387 and encodes 128 amino acids. The transcript has a single exon. NCBI's taxonomy places the organism in Eukaryota, Viridiplantae, Streptophyta, Magnoliopsida, Proteales, Proteaceae. Gene Ontology annotation, molecular function: DNA binding. The record is from RefSeq and is a predicted model, not a curated record.